This is a messenger RNA of Zychaea mexicana, 1236 nucleotides long. RefSeq names its product transmembrane amino acid transporter protein-domain-containing protein. Gene Ontology annotation, biological process: amino acid transmembrane transport. The transcript has 8 exons. The record is from RefSeq and is a predicted model, not a curated record. Gene Ontology annotation, molecular function: amino acid transmembrane transporter activity. Gene Ontology annotation, cellular component: endoplasmic reticulum. Lineage: Eukaryota; Fungi; Mucoromycota; Mucoromycetes; Mucorales; Lichtheimiaceae. The coding region runs from base 1 to 1236 and encodes 411 amino acids.
AUGGCCAACAGUAUCAUUGGCGCUGGCAUUAUCGGUUUGCCCUUUUCUUUCAAAGAAGCAGGAUUUUGGAUGGGCAUCAUAUUGUUAAUAACAUUAACUGUGGUCGUCGACUGGACCGUGCGGCUGCUCAUGUAUGAUGGCAAGUUGGCGGGUCGUUCCACCUAUCAAGAUUUACUAGAAUUCUCGUUUGGUCGAGCAGGUCUCAUAGCGAUAUCUAUUUUUCAAUUUGCAUUUGGAUUUGGAGGCAUGUGCGCUUACUGCGUUAUUUUGGGCGAUACGAUACCACAUGUCAUCCGCUCUCUCGUCGAAGGCAUCGACGAUAUACCCAUCCUGUGGAUCUUUGCCAACCGUCGACUCUGUAUCAUUUUUUUCACCGUCUUUGUAUCAUACCCAUUAUCACUCUAUCGAGAUAUAUCCAAGCUUGCCAAAACCAGUGGACUAGCCUUAAUCGCUAUCGGCGUGAUUAUCAUAAGUGUGAUCAUCGAAGGACCCAAAAUGCCACCUGAUAUCCGUGGAUCCCCAGAGCAGCGUUUCAAUUUCUCAAACAACGAAAUGUUCCAAGCAAUAGCUGUGAUCAGUUUUGCUUUUGUAUGUCAUCACAACAGCUUUUUGAUCUUUGGAUCAUUGAAACAGCCGUCGCUCAAUCGAUUCGCUACAGUAACCCAUUUGAGCAUGGUGAUCGCAUUUAUAACUUGUAUGACACUAGCUGUAUCGGGUUAUGUUGUGUUUACAGAUAAAACAGCAGGCAACAUUUUAAACAACUUUCCAUCCGAUAACACGCUCAUCAACGUUGCGCGUCUAGCGUUUGGAUUGAAUAUGUUUACGACAAUACCUUUAGAAGCAUUUGUGUGUCGCGAGGUUCUGGAAACAUUCUUUUGGCCAGCAAAAGCGUUUCAGCGAACACGACACAUUGCCAUUACAACCGUGCUCGUGCUGGUAGCACUGACGGUAUCACUAUUGACAUGCAACCUGGGCAUUGUGCUGGAAUUGACGGGCGGAUUCUCCGCAACGGCACUAGCUUUUAUUUUACCGCCUUUAUGCUACCUUAAACUUGCGCGAGGAUCGGUAUUCCAGCGGAGCAAGAUUCCACAUUGGGCCUGUCUAACAUUCGGCUUGUCGAUCAUGGUGGUCAGCACGUUCUACAGCUUGCAAAAAGUGUUCCAGGCCCAUCACACUGCAACCAAUGGUGGCGAGGUCAGCAGUGGCGACUCGGCUGCUGCUACGUGUGAUUUAUAG